AUCACUCCGAGGAGUUUGCCUCCACCAUUCCCAAGCCCGCCCCGGAGCGCUCGCGGGGGCGGGACGGCCCCCCAGGACGCAGGGAUCCGAUCCUCGCCAAGGCGUUCCGGUCAGCAGCAGCCCCGCCACUCCCCCGGCCCUGCCGCGCUGGGAAGCCCCAGUCCCCGCCAGCCCAGUCGCGCUGGCGCUUUAAGGUCGGGCGAGGCCGGCUGGGCGACAGCGCUAGACACCUGGAGCUGCCCGGAGCCGCCUGGAGUCUCGGCGGGACCCGGCGGCAGGCGAGGACGUGCGGGAGAGGUGGGGCGGGCGCGGUCACCACCGGAGUGGAGAGAAGGCCUGGGUCUCGAGCGCCCCUGCGAGCCCUGCCGCAGCGGCAGAGCCCAGCGGGGAGCGCGCAGCCCUCGGGGCCGAAGCCAGGGGUGAGGCCGGGCUCGGGUCCCUGCUCACCCGGCGCGGGCGGCCGAGAGGGCGCGGCUGGUGAGGCCUGGACGGGCCCGGGAGCCCGGCCUCGCUUUCGCCGGCUGAGGAGCAGGGGUGGGGGUGGCGGGCCAGGGCCUCCCCCUAACGCCCCUGCCUCCUGCAGACCCGAGGGUCGCUGCCGGCAGGGUCGCUCUGCCCUGGCGUUCCCCGCAGCCACGCCUUCACCCGCGCCCAGCUCCCCGCGCGCCUGGACAGCGCCUGCCACCCGCCGCGCCAUGGCCCUGCCCCAGAUGUGUGAUGGGAGCCAUGUGGCCUCCACCCUGCGGUAUUGCAUGACGGUCAGCGGCACAGUGGUUCUGGUGGCUGGGACGCUGUGCUUCGCUUGGUGGAGCGAAGGGGAUGCAAGCACCCAGCCUGGCCAGCUGGCCACACCGACGGACUACCCGGUGCCCAAGGGACCCAGCCCCCUGCUCAGGUCGGUCAGCUUCGUCUGCUGUGGUGCAGGUGGCCUGCUGCUACUCAUUGGCCUGCUGUGGUCUGUCAAGUCCAGCACCCGGGGGCCAACCCGAUGGGACCCCUACCACCUCUCCAGAGACCUGUACUACCUCACUGUGGAGUCCUCAGAGAAGGAGAGCUGCAGGUCCCCCAAGGUGGUUGUCAUCCCCACUUAUGAGGAAGCCGUGAGCUGCCAGCUGGCUGAGGGGCCCCCAGCGCCACCUGCAUACCCUACAGAGGAAGCGCCGGAGCCACGUGCCUCGGGGGACGCCCUGCUGGGCACCCAGCCCCCCUGGCCUCCGCCCAGCUAUGAGAGCAUAAGCCUUGCUCUUGAUGCCAUUUCUGCAGAGACAACAGCAAUUGCCGAGCGCGCCUGCUCAGGCCUGGCUCAGACUGCAGCGGGAGGAAGUUAAAGGUUCCUAGCGGGCCCUGAAUCCAGAGACAAAAGUGCUGUGCCUCUCCAGAGCCUUGUGCAGUGCCUGGGACACAGUAGGCACUCAACAAAUGUUCCUUCGAAGGCUGUUCUAUUUAUCUAUUCCUGUAUAACAAGCCACCCACAAUUUAGUGACUUAAAAUAAAUCCCAGUUUCUGAUGUCUCA
Saimiri boliviensis boliviensis (Bolivian squirrel monkey) is the source of this 1514-nucleotide messenger RNA. Lineage: Eukaryota; Metazoa; Chordata; Mammalia; Primates; Cebidae. The record is from RefSeq and is a predicted model, not a curated record.